AUGGCGGGAGCAUCCGUGAAGGUGGCGGUGCGCGUCCGGCCCUUCAACUCUCGGGAGAUGAGCCGGGAAUCUAAAUGCAUUAUCCAGAUGUCGGGAAGCACCACCACUAUCCUGAACCCGAAGCAGCCCAAAGAGACACCAAAAAGCUUCAGCUUUGACUAUUCCUACUGGUCCCACACCACGCCCGCAGACAUCAACUAUGCAUCUCAGAAGCAAGUGUACCGGGACAUCGGCGAGGAGAUGUUGCAACACGCCUUCGAAGGCUAUAACGUCUGCAUUUUCGCCUACGGGCAGACGGGUGCCGGAAAAUCCUACACCAUGAUGGGGAAGCAGGAGAAGGACCAGCAAGGCAUCAUCCCGCAGCUGUGUGAGGACCUCUUCUCCCGCAUCAACGACACGACGAACGACAACAUGUCCUACUCCGUGGAGGUGAGCUACAUGGAGAUAUACUGUGAGCGCGUGAGGGACCUCCUGAACCCCAAGAACAAGGGGAACCUGCGGGUGAGGGAGCAUCCCCUUAUGGGCCCUUACGUUGAGGACCUUUCCAAGCUGGCCGUGACCUCCUACAAUGACAUCCAGGACCUCAUGGACUCUGGGAACAAGGCCCGCACAGUGGCUGCCACCAACAUGAACGAGACCAGCAGCCGCUCCCACGCCGUGUUCAACAUCAUCUUCACGCAGAAGCGGCACGAUGCCGAGACGGACAUCACCACCGAGAAGGUCAGCAAAAUCAGCUUGGUGGACCUGGCAGGGAGCGAGCGAGCCGACUCCACUGGCGCGAAGGGCACAAGACUAAAGGAAGGAGCAAACAUCAACAAGUCCUUGACCACGCUGGGGAAAGUCAUCUCCGCCCUGGCCGAAAUGGAUUCGGGGCCAAACAAGAACAAAAAGAAGAAGAAGACAGAUUUCAUCCCCUACCGGGACUCGGUGCUGACCUGGCUGCUGCGAGAGAACCUGGGGGGCAACUCCAGGACAGCCAUGGUCGCUGCUCUCAGUCCUGCCGACAUCAACUACGAUGAGACCCUCAGCACGCUCAGGUACGCCGACCGUGCCAAGCAGAUCCGCUGCAACGCCGUCAUCAACGAGGACCCCAACAACAAGCUCAUCCGGGAGCUGAAGGAUGAGGUGGCACGCCUGCGCGACCUUCUCUAUGCCCAGGGCCUCGGGGACAUCAUUGACACCCAUCCUGCUGCGGGAGGAUCCAAAUAUGUGUCCGACUUUGAGAACAAUAAUGAUGCUAGAGGGGCAGAGCUGAGUCACCGCCAUGACAAUCUCUCCACAGUGACCAAUGCCAUCGCCGGGAUCAGCCCCUCUUCCUCCCUGUCGGCUUUGUCCAGCCGCGCUGCCUCCGUCGCUAGCCUCCACGAGCGCAUCAUGUUUGCUCCGGGCAGUGAAGAGGCGAUCGAAAGGCUUAAGGAAACGGAGAAGAUCAUUGCGGAGCUGAACGAGACAUGGGAGGAGAAGCUGCGGAGGACAGAAGCAAUCCGGAUGGAGAGGGAAGCGCUGCUGGCCGAAAUGGGGGUGGCCAUGAGGGAGGACGGAGGCACCUUGGGUGUUUUCUCUCCUAAAAAGACCCCCCACUUGGUCAACCUGAACGAGGACCCGCUUAUGUCCGAGUGUCUUCUGUACUACAUCAAGGACGGGAUAACAAGGGUUGGCCGAGAAGAUGCAGAGAAGAGGCAGGACAUCGUUCUCAGCGGGCACUUCAUUAAGGAAGAGCACUGCCUUUUCCGCAGCGACACCAAAACCGGCGGUGAAGUAAUAGUGACCCUGGAGCCCUGUGAAGGCGCCGACACCUACGUGAACGGCAAAAAGGUGACGGAGCCCAGCAUCCUGCGCUCAGGAAACCGCAUCAUCAUGGGGAAAAGCCACGUCUUCCGCUUCAACCACCCCGAGCAGGCUCGGCAGGAACGGGAGCGGACCCCGUGCGCCGAGACACCCGCUGAGCCCGUGGACUGGGCUUUCGCCCAAAGAGAGCUGCUGGAGAAGCAGGGCAUUGACAUGAAGCAGGAGAUGGAGCAGCGGCUCCAGGAACUGGAGGACCAGUACCGGAGAGAGCGGGAGGAGGCGAAUUACCUUCUCGAGCAGCAGAGGCUGGACUAUGAAAGCAAAUUGGAGGCUUUGCAGAAGCAGAUGGACUCUAGGUAUUACCCUGAGGCCAACGAGGAAGAGGAAGAACCUGAGGAUGAAGUGCAGUGGACGGAGCGGGAGUUUGAGCUGGCCCUCUGGGCCUUUAGGAAAUGGAAAUGGUACCAGUUCACCUCCCUCCGCGACCUGCUUUGGGGCAACGCCAUCUUCCUCAAGGAAGCCAACGCCAUUAGCGUGGAGCUGAAGAAGAAGGUCCAGUUCCAGUUCGUGCUCCUUACGGACACACUGUACUCGCCUCUCCCUCCCGACCUGCUGCCUCCCGAUGCCGCCAAGGACCGGGAGAAGCGGCCAUUCCCCCGCACCAUCGUGGCCGUAGAGGUUCAGGACCAGAAGAACGGGGCAACGCAUUACUGGACCCUGGAGAAGCUGAGGCAACGCCUGGACCUGAUGCGUGAAAUGUAUGACCGUGCAGCAGAAGUGCCUUCUAGCGUCAUCGAGGACUGCGACAAUGUGGUGACCGGCGGAGAUCCUUUCUACGACCGCUUCCCCUGGUUCAGGCUGGUCGGCAGUUCAGAUAUCUCUGGCUGCAACAGCUCUCCUCUUUUCAACACAUGCAUGAGCGAGCGCAUGGCUGAUCUCACCCCCUCCCCUACCUUCUCGAACCCCGACUCCGACAUCACCGAGCCUGCUGACGAGCAGCACCAGGGGCAGGAGGAGGAGGAGGAGGAGGCGGAGGACCUGGAGGAAGACAUCUUUCCGGAGUGCCCGCUGUGUGAUGGCCGGGAUCCGUUUUACGACCGCUCCCCCCUGUUCAGUUUAGUAGGAAGGGCCUUCGUCUACCUGAGCAACCUCCUCUACCCCGUGCCCCUGGUCCACCGCGUGGCCAUCGUCAGCGAGAAGGGCGAGGUGAAGGGUUUCCUGCGCGUGGCUGUCCAGGCCAUCUCAGCGGAUGAGGAAGCCCCCGACUACGGCUCCGGCGUGCGGCAGUCGGGAACGGCCAAGAUAUCCUUCGAUGAUCAGCACUUUGAGAAGUUCCAGUCGGAGUCGUGCCCGGCCGUGGGGAUGUCUCGCUCGGGGACCUCCCAGGAGGAGCUGCGCAUCGUCGAAGGCCAGGGGCAGGUCAGCGACGUGGGUCCCUCCGCCGACGAAGUCAACAAUAACACCUGCGCAGUGACCCCAGAGGACCUUCUCCUGGACAGCCCGGAGAAGCCUGUGCCGGACGGGCCGCUGGAGACGGCUCUGGACCACCUGAAGCUGGGCAGCAUCUUCACUUUCCGUGUGACGGUCCUGCAAGCCUCCAGCAUCUCUGCAGAAUACGCAGACAUCUUCUGCCAGUUCAACUUCAUCCAUCGCCACGACGAGGCCUUUUCGACGGAGCCCUUGAAGAACACGGGACGGGGUCCACCGCUGGGCUUCUAUCAUGUCCAAAAUAUCGCCGUGGAGGUGACCAAGUCCUUCAUCGAGUACAUCAAGAGCCAGCCGAUUGUAUUUGAAGUCUUCGGGCACUACCAGCAGCACCCCUUCCCGCCCCUCUGCAAGGACGUCCUGAGCCCGCUGAGGCCGUCCCGGCGCCACUUCCCCCGUGUGAUGCCACUCUCCAAACCAGUGCCUGCGACGAAGCUGAGCACCAUGACUCGGCCCAGCGCCGGCCCGUGCCAGUGCAAGUACGACCUGAUGGUCUUCUUUGAGAUCUGUGAGCUGGAGGCCAAUGGCGACUACAUCCCUGCUGUCGUGGACCACCGCGGAGGCAUGCCGUGCCACGGGACCUUCCUCCUCCACCAGGGUAUCCAGAGGAGAAUCACCGUAACCUUGGUGCACGAAACGGGCAGCCUCAUCCGCUGGAAGGAAGUGCGGGAGCUGGUUGUGGGUCGGAUCCGGAACACCCCAGAAGCAGACGAGUCUCUCAUCGACCCCAACAUCCUGUCCCUGAACAUCCUCUCCUCUGGGUACAUCCGCCCCUCCCAGGACGACCGGACUUUCUACCAGUUUGAGACAGCGUGGGAUAGCUCCAUGCACAAUUCGCUGCUGCUCAACCGUGUCACCCCGUACCGGGAGAAAAUCUACAUCACCCUUUCCGCCUACAUCGAGAUGGAGAACUGCACUCAGCCCGCCGUCAUCACCAAAGACUUCUGCAUGGUUUUCUACUCCCGGGAUGCCAAGCUUCCUGCUUCCCGCUCCAUCCGCAACCUUUUUGGCAGCGGCAGCCUGCGGGCUUCUGAGAGCAACCGCGUGACAGGAGUCUAUGAGCUCAGCCUCUGCCGCGUGGCCGAUGCCGGCAGCCCAGGCAUGCAGAGACGGCGCCGGCGCGUGCUUGACACCUCCGUAGCCUACGUGCGGGGAGAGGAGAACCUGGCUGGCUGGCGGCCCCGCAGCGACAGCCUCAUCCUCGACCAUCAGUGGGAGCUGGAGAAACUCAGCCUCCUGCAAGAAGUGGAGAAGACAAGGCACUACCUGCUCCUGCGCGAGAAGCUGGAGACGACCCAGCGCCUGGGCCUGGAGACCCUGUCCCCCUGCUCCAGUGAGGACUCGGAGUCCCGAAGCACCUCCUGCGUCUCCUCCCCGCUCUCCGUCGACGGGGCCCCCGAGGCCCGCACCUCUCCCCCCGAGACCCCCAGCGAGAGGCAGAAGGAACUGGCUGUGAAGUGCUUGCGCCUGCUCACGCACACCUUCAACAGGGAGUACAGUCACAGCCACGUCUGCAUUAGCGCCAGCGAGAGCAAGCUGUCUGAAAUGUCCGUGACCCUGAUGAGAGACCCCUCCAUGCCAGCUCUUGGGGUCACCACUCUCACUCCCUCCUCGACCUGCCCGUCGCUGGUGGAAGGACGCUACAAUGCCAUGGAGGUCAGGCCCCCCCAGGUCUCCUCCAGGGCAGAGAGCCCUGACCUGGAGCCUGUGGUAGAAGGAGAGCAGAAGAACUCCCCGGCCCGCCGGCCGGAGGAGGAGAAGGAGCCCCAGCGUUUGCUGGUGCCUGACAUCCAGGAGAUCCGGGUCAGCCCCAUCGUCUCCAAAAAGGGCUAUUUGCACUUCCUGGAGCCCCACACCAACGGGUGGGUGAAGCGCUUCGUGGUGGUCCGGCGCCCAUACGUCUACAUCUACAACUCAGACAAGGACGCGGUCGAGAGGGCCAUACUCAACCUCUCCAAGGCCCAGGUGGAGUACAGCGAGGACCAGCAGGCCAUGCUCAAGACCCCAAACACGUUUGCGGUGUGCACGGAGCACCGGGGCAUCCUGCUGCAGGCGAGCAGCGACAAGGACAUGCACGACUGGCUCUACGCCUUCAACCCGCUCCUGGCUGGGUCCAUAAGAUCCAAGCUGUCCAGAAGGAGAACAGCCCAGAUGAGAAUCUAA
This is a messenger RNA of Gavia stellata (red-throated loon), 5436 nucleotides long. RefSeq names its product kinesin family member 1A (gene KIF1A). The record is from RefSeq and is a predicted model, not a curated record. The transcript has 48 exons. The coding region runs from base 1 to 5436 and encodes 1811 amino acids. Gene Ontology annotation, biological process: microtubule-based movement. NCBI's taxonomy places the organism in Eukaryota, Metazoa, Chordata, Aves, Gaviiformes, Gaviidae. Gene Ontology annotation, molecular function: microtubule motor activity; microtubule binding; ATP binding.